Messenger RNA from Hyla sarda, 3368 nucleotides. RefSeq names its product RNA binding motif protein 19 (gene RBM19). NCBI's taxonomy places the organism in Eukaryota, Metazoa, Chordata, Amphibia, Anura, Hylidae. Bases 169 to 2856 code for a protein of 895 amino acids. Gene Ontology annotation, molecular function: RNA binding. The transcript has 25 exons. The record is from RefSeq and is a predicted model, not a curated record.
AGAUGAGCCCGCCUAAUACCAGGCCACGCCCCCAUCCCAAGCGCGUGCUGGUCUAGUUCUGAGCGAGAGCGCCUGGUUAGACACGUGAUCUACACUAAGAUGGCGGCGCCCAUGAACAAAACGUGAAGCUAAUCCGAAAUCCGGUUACCUGCUGCUUAAGACAUCAAGAUGUCGAGAUUAAUCGUCAAGAAUCUUCCUAAUGGGAUUAAGGAAGAGAGAUUCCGGGAGCUGUUUGCUGAAUUUGGCAAUUUAACGGACUGUACUCUGAAAUAUACAAAGGAUGGCAAGUUUCGGAAAUUUGGCUUCAUUGGAUUUAGCACAGAAGAUGAGGCUAAAGCAGCACUUGGCCACUACAACAAGAGCUUCAUUGAUACAUCUCGUAUUUCUGUGGAGCAAUGUAAAUCAUUCGGUGAUACCACUAAGGAUAAAGCUUGGAGCAAGUAUGCCAAGAGUAAAAGCAAGGAUGUGGCAAAAAAGGAGGAUGUAAAGCAAACAGAAGACGGUAAAAAGGCAAAAAAAGGGCAGAAUUCAGUUUUGGAAGAUCUAGAAAAGGACAGUGGCUUUAAAGAAUUUCUCAGUGUGCACCAGAACAGGAACAAGACGGCUACAUGGGCUAAUGACACACUGGCUGUAGAGAAAGUGAAGAGUCGCUCCCAGGAGGAUUACCUCAACUUUGAUUCUGAAUCAGAACAAGGUUCUAGUGAUGAGGAUGGUGGAAAAGAUGCAGAGGAAAAGCUUGCCUUACAAUCAGAGAUUUCAGAUAUGGACUACCUUAGAUCAAAGGUAAUAAAAGAUCCCUCUACUGUCUUAUCUGGAGAUGAAGGAGAAAAAGAUUCAGAGCAAGAAAAAAUUGCCACCAAGAGUAAAAUUGAGUCUUCUGAGAAAAGCAAACCAUUGAAGAAACAGAAACAACCUGUGCAGACUACACCUACCACGCCAUAUACCAUUAAACUGAGAGGAGCUCCAUUCAAUGUAACUGAACAAAAUGUUCGAGAGUUUCUUCUGCCAUUAAAACCAGCUGCUAUUCGAAUAGUUCGAAAUGUUAAUGGAAACAAGACAGGUUAUAUUUUUGUGGAUCUAAAGAGUGAAGCUGAUGUACAUAAAGCUCUUAAAAAGAAUAAGGAUUAUAUGGGUGGAAGAUACAUUGAAGUUUUCCAUGUUGAGCAAGCUAAAGAAGAGCAUGUCUCAGGGAAAUCGCAGAACAGACCAUGGGAACAGCAUCAAAAGAAUUCUGAGCUACAAGAAGAUUUGGCAGACUCUGGAAGACUUUUUGUUAGAAACCUGCCAUACAGUUGCACUGAGGCGGACUUAGAGGCGUUAUUCUCCAAAUAUGGUCCUCUCUCUGAAAUUCAUUUUCCAAUUGAUAAACUAACAAAGAAGCCUAAGGGUUUUGCCUUUGUUACUUUCCUCAUUACAGAACAUGCUGUUAAAGCAUAUGCAGAAGUUGAUGGACACAUUUUUCAGGGCCGUAUGUUGCAUGUUCUUCCCUCCACUGUGAAAAAGGAAGAUGAAGGGGAGGUGGGAGCUGAUAAUUCUGGCUAUAAGAAACAAAAAGCUUUGAAGGACAAGGCCAACAGUUCCAGUUCUCACAACUGGAAUACACUGUUUAUGGGGACCAGCUCAGUGGCUGAGGUGAUUGCUCAAAAGUAUAACACAAGCAAAAGCCAAGUGCUGGAUCAUGAAGGAAAAGGCAGUGUUGCUGUCAGAGUUGCAUUGGGGGAAACCCAGAUAGUCCAAGAUGUGCGUCGGUUCCUGUUGGAAAAUGGAGUUUGUCUAGAUUCUUUCAGUCAGGCUGCUUCACCGCGUAGUAAGACAGUGAUUCUGGUUAAGAACCUCCCCGCAGGUACUCAGGUUACAGAGCUGCAGGAAGUGUUUGGUCAUUUUGGAGACCUAGGAAGGGUAUUGCUCCCAGAAGGUGGAAUAACCGCUAUUGUGGAAUUUCUUGAACCAACUGAAGCAAAGCAAGCUUUCCGGAAGUUGGCAUACACAAAGUUUCAGCAUGUGCCCCUUUACUUAGAGUGGGCACCUAUGGAUGUUUUUAGUGGCCCACCAGCUGAAAAGACUGCAGAGCCAGUGAAAGAUGGCAGGAUAGAUGAGCAAAGUAAAGAGAGUGCUGAAGAGGAACCAGAAGAGAAAAUGGAGUCAGAAGAGUCAGAAGAUGAAGAAACACUUCCAGGCUGCACAUUGUUUAUUAAAAACCUGAACUUUAGUACCAAUGAGGAAACAUUAAAAGAGGUCUUUUCAAAACUUGGUGCUGUAAAAACCUGCAGCAUUUCUAAGAAAACAGAUAAGCAAGGUGCCCUUCUGUCUAUGGGCUUUGGAUUUGUAGAGUAUAGGAAACAAGAACACGCACAAAAAGCUCUACGACAGUUGCAGCACAUUACUGUUGAUGAUCACCAACUAGAACUUAAACUAUCAGAACGGGUGCUUAGACCAACAGUGGCUACCGAUCGUAAGAAACAGGUCAACAAAAAGCAGAAGAGCUCAAAGAUUCUUGUCCGAAAUGUUCCUUUCCAGGCUACAGUGAAGGAAAUUCGAGAGCUCUUCAGCACUUUUGGGGAACUGAAAACUGUCCGUCUGCCUAAGAAGAUGGCCGGCACUGGAGCUCACCGGGGUUUUGGCUUUGUGGACUUUGUAACAAAACAAGAUGCAAAGAGAGCGUUCAGUGCUCUGUGUCACAGUACCCAUCUGUAUGGGCGUAGGCUAGUUCUGGAGUGGGCCGACACAGAGGAGAGUGUGGAAACUCUGAGGAGAAAAACUGCUGAGCAGUAUCAUGGUCUGCCGAAAAAGAAGAAAUCCUCUGCCCUGAUGGAGGAUUUUAUGGGCAGCUUAGAGCCGGAUGAUGUGGAUGAGUAAGAUGUUUCCUCAGCUUUGAUGCCGUUUUCAGCCAUCAAUCUUAUACCUUCUAUGGGGUAACUUGAGACCCAAGUUCAAAGCGUGAUGGAAUUGUCUGAUUUCUAGACCUCUGCAUUGCACUACCUACGUUUUAAUACAAGGAGACAUUUUAUACCAGAAAACUGUUUUUUUACCCGCAACUUGCCAUUAAUGGACUAUUGUACUAAAGGUUUUUUAAAGAGAAAUCUGAAGGAGCUAUCGAGAGAGUACAGUAAUGGCUGCUGGUAGCAUUUAAUCUGUUAAGGGGACAAGUAUGAUCCCAUGAUGGUUAUCCAGAGUGAGCCAUUGCACUCCCAGUGCAUUAUGGGACUUGACAGCACUCUAAAGGAAGUUCAGAGAGACAUACAGAGAGAGAAGCGUGUGUUCUAUUAAUCAUAUUUUUACACCAAGGCGUGUAGCUCCAGGGGGCUGUUAGGGGGCCAGAUUGUUUAAUUAAAAAUCCUGUUUUACACAAUUUGUGAUUUUCGAUUCUU